Messenger RNA from Camelina sativa (false flax), 1557 nucleotides. NCBI's taxonomy places the organism in Eukaryota, Viridiplantae, Streptophyta, Magnoliopsida, Brassicales, Brassicaceae. The record is from RefSeq and is a predicted model, not a curated record.
AUGGCGAUUGUCCUGGCAGAUGCAGACUUCGGAGGAGAUUUCGAUGAAGAAGCACAUGACAGAGAUGAAUUUCACAUCGACCAGUUGGUGAAUGAGUUCGUCGAUGAACCACCAGUCCGCCAUGAUGUGUAUCCGGAGAGUGAUACCGAUGAAAACGGUGACGGUACAGAGCCAAUUCAUACACAUAUCAGGCGCGGUGAUGGGCAUUUGUACGAUAAGCAGACAUUCUUCAGUGGAGUUGCUUUCAAAGAAGCAGUGACGGACUAUGUUCUCAGAACUGGAAACAAUUUGAAGCAAUACAGGUAUAAUAAAGAUAAAAUUGGCUUUAUGUGUGUUGGUUGUAAUGGAGAUGAUGGUUCACGGUGUGAGUGGAAGGUGUAUGCCGCAAUUCUGCCAAGUGAUAACAUGUGGAGGAUUAGAAAGUUUAAUGAUAAGCAUAGUUGUAUCCCUAAUGGAGAAUGUGAGAUGUUCAAGGUUCCACAUAUAGCUAGGUUAUUUCUUGAUAAGAUUAGAGAUAAUCCUGAGUACUUCAUGCCAAUGAAAAUGGAAGAAAUCAUAAAGGAAAGGUGGAAGAUUAGUGUCACUAGGCAUCAAUGUCAGGCGGCUAGAAAGAAGGCACUAAUUUGGAUUGAUAAGGAGUAUGAUGAACAGUUUGCUAGAUUAAGAGAUUAUGCUGCUGAGAUAUUAGAAUCUAACAAGGAUUCACAUGUAGAGGUUGAAUGUGUGACUGAUGAUGGAGGGAAAGACAUGUUCAAUAGGUUCUAUGUUUGUUUUGACAACAUAAGAAGAACAUGGAAAGAGACUUGUAGGCCUUUAAUAGGAAUGGAUGGUUGCUUCCUAAAGAAUAAGGUCAAGGGACAGCUUUUGUUGCUGAAGACUGACCUUGGACUAAAUGAUGGUGACGGCUUCAUUAUGGUCUCUGAUAGGCAAAAGGGAUUGAUCAAAGCUGUUCAGCUGGAAUUACCAAAGAUGGAGCAUCGAAUGUGUGUACAACACAUCUACGGGAACUUGAAGAAGCAUCAUGGAAAUAAAACUCGGAUGAAGCCACUUUUGUGGGAUUUGGCUUGGUCUUACAAUGAGACGGAUUAUAAGCGGCACUUGGAGAGGAUCUACUGUUAUGAUAUUGGUGUAUACAAUGAUGUCAUGAGGACAAAUCCAAAAAGCUGGUGUAAGGCAUUCCACAAGAUUGGGAGUUAUUGUGAAGAUGUUGAUAAUAACCCCACAGAGUCUUUUAACAGCUCCAUUAACAAGGCAAGGGAGAAACCAUUUAUUGCUAUGCUAGAGACAAUCAGACGACUUGCGAUGGUGAGGAUUGCCAGAAGGUCUGCAGAAUCUUAUUCUCACACAGGGAUCUGCACUCCAUAUGUUGCAUUGUUUCUAGCUAAAGAGCAUAAGUAUGCGUGUGAGUCGAAGGUUUAUUCAAGCACAAAUGGAACAUAUGAAGUACAUCAUGGUUUAGAUAAACAUAGAGUCUGCCUUAAGAAGAUGGACAGCUAUGUGGAGAAGAAACUACACCGAAGGCCUGGUUCCACAGAGAGGUCCAAGGUUUUGGCCUGA